Messenger RNA from Pseudovirgaria hyperparasitica, 1014 nucleotides. RefSeq lists its product as uncharacterized. NCBI's taxonomy places the organism in Eukaryota, Fungi, Ascomycota, Dothideomycetes, Acrospermales, Acrospermaceae. The transcript has 4 exons. The coding region runs from base 1 to 1014 and encodes 337 amino acids. The record is from RefSeq and is a predicted model, not a curated record. Gene Ontology annotation, molecular function: fatty-acyl-CoA binding. Gene Ontology annotation, biological process: fatty acid metabolic process.
AUGUCCGACUCAGUAGAUCGCGUUUUCAGUCAUGCGCUCAACACAGUGAACAAGAUACGGACUGGCUCGGAGAAACCCCCAGCCAGUGUCCGACUAAAGCUCUAUGGCUUAUACAAGCAAAGCAUGGAGGGGGACGUUGAGGGGAUACAAGAGCGUCCCGAGGGCCAAGGAGAAGAAGUUCAUAGGGCGAGGGAGAAGUGGGACGCCUGGAAGUCGCAGCAAAGCCUCACCCGGACCGAGGCAAAGCGACGGUACAUUACAACUCUUAUCGAAACAAUGAAUCGAUACGCUUCACCGAGCCCGGAUGCUCGUGAAUUGGUCGCCGAACUUGAAUUCGUCUGGGACCAGGUCAAAUCAAAUGUCCCUUCCUCAUCUUCAUCAUCGCCGCUACAAACUAUCGGUGGAGGGUCAUACCCUGUCAAUCUAGGCUUCUCACAAGAUUCUCGCCAGUUCCGAGACUCGCCGCCGCGAGACUACGAAGAUACAAAUACAGACGCUCCAAUGAAGGUCCUCAGUCCAUUAUCGCAGAGUGAAGUGGACGAAGUAGAAGAGGCGGCAGAUGAAGAGUUUGUAGAUGCUCAAGAUUCCCGCUAUGAUGUGCAAGACGGACGAGAUUCAGAACGGAAUGCAGACAAGGAGGUCCGCCCGUUGCCAACACCCUCCCCAGACAAAAAAUGGAGGAAAAGUGUUGAACAGGCAUUGGUCAAGAUGACUGCAGAAGUGGCGGCUUUACGAGAACAACUCCAAUCGCGGCGAAUAUUUGGGGUGCGGCGGCAACACAGCUUUUUGGGAUGGUUUACCUGGAUCACAUGGACUGGGCUUAAGAUCGUCGCAGUUGAUGCUAUCAUACUGUUCGUAGUCCUGAUCUGGAUGCGACGAAAAAAAGAUCGUCGACUUGAAAAUGCGAUCCGAGUUCUGCUCGGAGAUGCAGCAAUCCAAGUCAAGAAAAGCAGUGCACAAAUGGGCGCCAACAUCGGAAAAAUUGCGCUACCGAAACUACCAGCCAAAAAUUGA